Molecule: messenger RNA, 429 nt
Organism: Serendipita indica DSM 11827
Lineage: Eukaryota; Fungi; Basidiomycota; Agaricomycetes; Sebacinales; Serendipitaceae
Source: the annotation of a GenBank genome assembly
AUGGUUCGUCCCAUCGAGCUCGAGGCUAUAGCCAACGACGGCCUUUCGUUUACUCAGAUAGCCUACAAUCUCCGGCUCAUACGCUGGAUGAAUGCUGUCGCAGUCGCCCUUGUGAUCUACGACACACUUCUCAUUAUCGAUCGAGCUCUUGUGGCCAAACUGGUGAAGUAUUCUCAAGCUGUUCUACUUCCUCGACCGGGCAUUAUGCACAACUUUGACGAUGAUGAGUGCUCAGCAAUCUAUCACAAUGAACAUAAUGUCUGGCAGCUUGUCGACGUCAGUAUUGCCACGUUCAUCUCAUUCCCCAUGUGCAACUGGUUGCUUCUAGAACGUACUCGCACUCUUGUCGAGCGUGAGCGACCUAUCCUGGACGCCGUGCUCGUCGCAUACUUUUCCUUUCGUACACCAUUGCUGGCGUCCUCAUUAUGA